Molecule: messenger RNA, 558 nt
Organism: Pichia membranifaciens NRRL Y-2026
Lineage: Eukaryota; Fungi; Ascomycota; Pichiomycetes; Pichiales; Pichiaceae
Exons: 2
Biological process (GO): protein transport to vacuole involved in ubiquitin-dependent protein catabolic process via the multivesicular body sorting pathway
Cellular component (GO): ESCRT II complex
Molecular function (GO): protein homodimerization activity; structural molecule activity
Source: RefSeq, a predicted model, not a curated record
UUUGAGCUCCCUAGAAUAUACGACUUUCCCCCCUUUUUCACCGAACAGCCUAACUUGGACACUUAUCAGUCCCAGCUUGAACAGUGGAAAGACGUGAUAAUGAAAUACUGCGAGCAUCACAAAGUGUGGGCGCUGUCUAUUGUGGGGAAGCCAAUCAAUUCUGAGAACAACGAUGCCGAAGACGACGAUUUUUCCAUCUUCAAAAACGACAAAAUCAAGAGAACUGCGUCUAAUGAGUUUAUUGCAAAGAUUUACGACUACCUCAUCGAGCAGAAGUCUGCAGAAUGGAUUGACCCGAAGAGUAGGAAUCAUGGGAUUCUCAUCUACUGGCAUUCGCUCGAAGAAUGGUCGCAGCUUCUGUACGAUUGGAUCGACAACACGGGACAGCAGGGCACGAUUCUGACGGUCUACGAGCUCCGGAGAGGCGACCUGGCGCUCAACCGGGAGUUCUACGGCAUGAACUACCACAUGAUGGUGCGUGUCCUCGAGAAGUUGGUCAAGCAGGGCAAGGCCACCAUCAUGAAGGACGACGAAAACAACAUCGGCGGUGUCAAGUUU